This is a messenger RNA of Adineta ricciae, 558 nucleotides long. NCBI's taxonomy places the organism in Eukaryota, Metazoa, Rotifera, Eurotatoria, Adinetida, Adinetidae. The record is from the annotation of a GenBank genome assembly.
AUGAAAACGAAUAGAAUUACAGUUGUUACGCACAAUGUCGUCAAAGUUCACAAUUCUCCUUCGAUCGAUCCUAGUUUAGUCGGUCAAAACAUGGGCGAACCAACACACACUUCAUAUUUGAGUGAUCGAAAGAGAAAAGUUCUAUGUGCCACAGUAUUCGUUUUAGUUGUUGUACUAGUCAUGUUGAAUAUUCUGAUCCCGAUAGUUGUUGUUAGAAGGAACAAAACACGCUCAUCUUCGUUAAUAGCAUUAACACCAACGGUGAUGACGACAACAACAAUGAUCACUGGAUCAAGUAUAAUUACAGAAGAAGGUCAAGUAUCACUUGCUGCUGUGAAGAAAAGUGUUAAAGGUGUACAUCAUACAGUUAUGGGUGGCAGUAGUAUGGAAGCAAGAGCUGGCGAUGAUUCGGGACAUUAUUUACCAUAUAACACUCCAGCUGAGGCUUGUGAUAACGAUUUAACAACUAAAUAUGUGAGUUUCGGACCAUGUUAUUUGUAUAAGGAUGGUGAUAUGUGUGGUUUAAAUACUGGUUUUUACCUUGAACUACCCAUGUAA